GCGUGCGAGUUUUUUUGAAAAUCCGUUGAUUUUUACUAUUUUUUUACGUUUUAACUUAUAUUAAUUAUAAAUCUAAUCAACAAAAUGACAUCGUUUGAUUUUAAUUCCAUAAACUCGGUAUUGGGAAAUCUAAAUAGGCCAGUGUGUGGUGUAGAUUUUUCCGGAAAAUCAUUGAAGUUAGACACCGCUGCCGAUGCAAAACCAAUCAUAGAUGCCAUAAAUGCCUGCUCCGAUCUUCAGUACCUGACCCUAACGGGAAACACAUUAGGAGUGGAAGCCGCCAAAGCAAUAGCCAAAGCACUGGAGAAGCAUCCAGAACUCAAAACAGCAAGAUUCUCUGAUAUGUUCACUGGUAGAAUGAAAACGGAGAUACCACCAGCUCUAAGUGCACUGGGAGACGGUAUGAUUGAGGCUGGUGCACGAUUGUCAGUACUGGACUUGAGUGACAAUGCAUUCGGACCUAUCGGAGUAGAAGGUCUCGCUCGGUUGCUGCAAAGUGAUGUCUGCUCGGAGUUGGAGGAGUUACGUUUGAACAACAAUGGGCUUGGUAUUACUGGUGGCAAGCUCUUGGCUAAAGCGUUGUCCACCAACCCACGGAAACUCCGCAUCUUUAUCGCUGGCAGGAAUCGACUGGAGAAUGAGGGAGCUAAAGCAUUGGCUGGAGUGUUCCAAAACAUGGGCACCCUGGAGGAGAUAGCGAUGCCACAGAAUGGUAUUUACCACACAGGUAUAUCAGCUUUGUCGGAGGCGUUCAAGCAGAACCCAAAGCUAUCCUGCCUCAACCUGAACGACAACACCAUUGGACCUAAGGGAGCAGAAGCCAUCGCUACUGCCUUACCAAGAUUAAAGAAUUUGAAGUCAAUCAACUUUGGCGACUGUCUCCUGAAGAGUAAGGGCGCGAUGGCCUUGGCUAAAAGCAUAAAGGAAAAUUCAGUUCUGAUAGAGUCCCUAGACCUGAGUCACAACGAGAUCGGUCGCGCGGCGUGCAUGGAGCUGGUGGACGCGCUCUCCGCGCCGCCCGACAGCCGGGAUAGACUCACGCGCGUCGUGCUCGCAGGCAAUAGCUUAGGUGGCGCCGCUAACAAGAAGACUAUGAAGGAGAAGCUGGGACCGUCCGCUGAGUUGAGCGACGGCGAGGGAAGUGAGGACGAAUAUGUAUCAGAGUCAGAUGAAGACGAGGAUGGUUCAGGGUCUGACGAUGAUCAUUCCGAGGACAGCGCCACAGAGGAUGCACAGCAUUUGGACACUGUGCUCGACAUGGGCAAAGUGUUGGAUACUUCAGCAAUUGAAGAAGUUGAUUCAGAUGUUGGGAAGUUCCUUCAGGAGCCAACUGUAGAGAACCUGAUCAAGCUAGGGCCCAACGUCACAGAGCUGAUUGAUACCCAUCUCAAGCCAAUAAAAGACGCGGAGAGCCUCACGCAGGCGUACGUGGAGGCCGUGUGCUGCGUGUGCGGGCUCGUCCGGGAGAGCGCCAGCGCCGCCACCAGCGCCCGCCGCCUGUUCCCCGCCCUCGUGUCCCGGGCCACACAGAGCUGGCUGCUGGCUGAUUCCCUCCUGCGAGCGCUCACGUUGAUCAAGUCCGAAAACAAAGAGUACAAGAUCAAAUGGAGGAUAGCGCCUUGUUUCAUAGCGCUGGCUCAGGAGAUCGACGAGCCGUACUUCCCACCGGCGCUCCGGGAGACCCUGAAGUUCUUCAUCAGCAGCAAAAAGCCCUCGCUACCUGAGGAAGUACGGACGGCCAUAGAGAAACAUCCCAAUCUAUACGAAUGAUUGAUUAAAGUGUUUUAGUUA
Messenger RNA from Aricia agestis (brown argus), 1791 nucleotides. It is a transcript of the gene RanGAP, whose product is annotated as ran GTPase-activating protein 1. Gene Ontology annotation, biological process: activation of GTPase activity; nucleocytoplasmic transport; signal transduction. The coding region runs from base 85 to 1770 and encodes 561 amino acids. Gene Ontology annotation, molecular function: GTPase activator activity; small GTPase binding. Gene Ontology annotation, cellular component: perinuclear region of cytoplasm; nucleus; cytosol. NCBI's taxonomy places the organism in Eukaryota, Metazoa, Arthropoda, Insecta, Lepidoptera, Lycaenidae. The record is from RefSeq and is a predicted model, not a curated record. The transcript has 12 exons.